AUGCAGGUGCCCGCGUCGACGGGCCACCCCACGAUCUGGGCGCACCGGGGCCUGCCGAGGUGGUGCCCCGAGAACACCCAGGUCUCCUUCCGCCAUGCCUUGGAGGACGGAGCACAUGGCAUCUGGGCAGAGGUGCACCUCACGGCGGACAAUCAGCUGGUGUGCCUCUCGGACGACACGGUAGAUCGGACCACGAAUGGGUCUGGCGCCAUCCGCGCGCUGCCCUUCGCCGCCGCGCGCUCGCUGGAGGCGGGCCUGCACCGCGGCCGCGAGUUCCAGGGCGAGAAGAUCCCGCGACUGGACGAGGUGCUGCGGCUGGCGCUGGAGAGCCACCGCUGGCGGGCGCCCGGCAGGAAGGUGGUCCUCGAGCUCGCCGGGCCGAUGUCCGGGCUGCACGGCCUGGGCCGGGCAGCAGCGUGGGCCGGGCUAUUCCGGGACUGCCCCGCGUACGAGUCGCUGCCGCGGCACUUGGUCGCCGCCCUCACAGGCCACGGGAGGGAGGUGGCAGACGGCAGAAUCAUGGUGGCCUCCUUCCACAGGCCAUACCUGGAGGAGCUCCAGCGGCUGCGCCCUGCCCUGUGCCAGGAGCUUCCCCUCGUCUACCUCUCCCACGCCGCCGCCCAGGGCUGGCUCGAGAGGGAGGACCUCGAGAACUGCAGGGUGGCUGACGGCGUCUGCGUGCCGCUGUCGCUCCUGACGGCAGAUGUCGUGGCGAAGCUCAGGAAGCACCACGACUUGGUCCUCGGCUGGGAGGAAGGCGGCUCUGGCGCUAAUCUAGAGCGUGCCUUGUCCCUCGGCAUCGACGGCAUCAGGACCACGAACGCGGACCUCGCAGCGGAGGUGUUCCAGAGGGUAGGGCUCAAGUCGGUGCGGAGUGACUGCCACGGUUGGGGAGGGCCCAAGCCACGGUCUGGACGAAGAGAGGAACCCGAGAGUUUCCUCAACCUCAUCGGCACCAGCUGCUGCUACGCAAGGGACUGA
Molecule: messenger RNA, 981 nt
Organism: Prorocentrum cordatum
Lineage: Eukaryota; Dinophyceae; Prorocentrales; Prorocentraceae
Source: the annotation of a GenBank genome assembly